Messenger RNA from Chroicocephalus ridibundus (black-headed gull), 6847 nucleotides. It is a transcript of the gene VCL, whose product is annotated as vinculin. Lineage: Eukaryota; Metazoa; Chordata; Aves; Charadriiformes; Laridae. The coding region runs from base 359 to 3772 and encodes 1137 amino acids. The transcript has 22 exons. The record is from RefSeq and is a predicted model, not a curated record. Gene Ontology annotation, cellular component: cell-cell contact zone; cytoplasm; actin cytoskeleton. Gene Ontology annotation, molecular function: beta-catenin binding; actin filament binding; alpha-catenin binding. Gene Ontology annotation, biological process: cell adhesion.
AAGGGCGGGAGAGGGGGCGGGCAGCCGUGGGAAGGGUAGGCUGUAGUGGUUGAAAAGCCGCCGCCUGGCUGAGGAGCCGUGCCAGUGCGGGGUGGGCGCUGCCAGGGGGAGGCAGGAGGGCAGCGAGUUCGAGUCCCGCCUCCGCGAGCCCGAACCGGGAGCCCCUUCUCUGGGCUGCUGCACUCUCCUCAGCGGCGGAGGGACAGGAGCCAGCGGUCGUUUCUUUUCCCCUUCUUCCUCGUUUUUCCUCCUCGCGUGGAGGCCGCGGCAUUCUCUGUGGGGCGCCAGCCCGCAGGGACAGAGUUUGCCAGGAGUUUGUGCGGACUUCGGGCCCCGGCCCCCCCGCCCCGCCGCCGCCAUGCCCGUCUUCCACACGCGCACCAUCGAGAGCAUCCUGGAGCCGGUGGCCCAGCAAAUCUCCCACCUGGUCAUCAUGCACGAAGAGGGGGAGGUGGACGGCAAGGCCAUCCCCGACCUCACCGCCCCCGUCUCGGCCGUGCAGGCCGCUGUCAGCAACCUGGUGCGGGUUGGAAAAGAGACUGUGCAGACAACAGAAGACCAGAUCUUGAAAAGGGAUAUGCCACCAGCAUUUAUCAAGGUGGAGAAUGCCUGCACCAAACUUGUUCGGGCAGCCCAGAUGCUGCAAGCAGAUCCUUAUUCAGUACCAGCUCGUGACUAUCUCAUUGAUGGAUCAAGAGGCAUCCUUUCUGGAACAUCAGACUUACUUCUGACAUUCGAUGAAGCGGAGGUCCGUAAAAUCAUCCGUGUCUGCAAAGGAAUAUUGGAGUAUCUGACUGUGGCGGAAGUAGUAGAGACUAUGGAAGAUUUGGUGACAUACACAAAGAAUCUAGGGCCAGGAAUGACAAAGAUGGCCAAAAUGAUUGAUGAGAGACAACAGGAAUUAACGCAUCAGGAACAUAGGGUUAUGCUGGUAAACUCCAUGAAUACUGUGAAGGAGCUAUUGCCAGUACUUAUUUCAGCUAUGAAGAUUUUCGUAACCACGAAAAAUUCUAAAAGUCAGGGAAUAGAAGAGGCAUUGAAAAAUCGUAAUUUCACAGUAGAGAAAAUGAGUGCUGAGAUAAAUGAAAUAAUCCGUGUAUUACAACUCACUUCCUGGGAUGAAGAUGCCUGGGCGAGCAAGAAGGAUACUGAAGCCAUGAAAAGAGCAUUAGCCUUAAUAGAUUCAAAGAUGAACCAGGCAAAAGGUUGGCUGAGAGAUCCAAAUGCACCUCCAGGGGAUGCUGGUGAGCAAGCAAUAAGGCAGAUCCUUGAUGAAGCUGGAAAAGCAGGAGAACUGUGUGCCGGCAAAGAACGCAGAGAGAUUCUGGGAACAUGCAAAACUCUGGGCCAGAUGACUGAUCAACUGGCUGACCUCAGAGCUAGAGGACAGGGUGCUACACCCAUGGCUAUGCAGAAGGCGCAGCAGGUGUCACAAGGUCUGGAUUUGCUCACUGCAAAAGUGGAGAAUGCAGCCCGCAAAUUGGAGGCCAUGACAAACUCGAAGCAGGCAAUUGCUAAGAAGAUUGAUGCUGCUCAGAAUUGGCUUGCAGAUCCUAAUGGGGGCAGUGAAGGAGAAGAACAUAUUCGGGGAAUUAUGGCUGAAGCAAGGAAAGUCGCAGAAUUAUGUGAGGAGCCUAAAGAAAGAGAUGAUAUCCUUCGUUCCUUGGGGGAAAUCUCUGCUUUGACAGCUAAGCUGUCAGAUCUGCGACGACAUGGGAAAGGUGACUCUCCUGAGGCCCGUGCAUUGGCUAAGCAGAUAGCUACGUCACUUCAGAAUUUACAGUCCAAAACAAACAGGGCUGUAGCAAACACAAGGCCGGUGAAAGCAGCUGUCCAUUUGGAGGGCAAGAUUGAGCAAGCUCAAAGGUGGAUAGACAAUCCUACAGUUGCUGAUCGGGGAGUAGGCCAGGCAGCAAUUCGGGGUCUGGUUGCAGAAGGUCGUCGUUUAGCCAACGUCAUGAUGGGACCUUACCGUCAAGACCUGCUUGCCAAAUGUGACCGUGUAGACCAACUGGCUGCUCAGCUAGCUGACCUCGCAGCAAGAGGGGAGGGAGAAUCUCCUCAGGCCAGGGCAAUUGCUGCCCAGCUUCAGGACUCACUGAAGGAUCUUAAAACACGGAUGCAAGAGGCAAUGACCCAGGAGGUUUCUGAUGUUUUUAGUGACACCACAACUCCUAUUAAAUUAUUAGCAGUGGCAGCCACUGCUCCCUCUGAUGCUCCCAAUAGAGAUGAGGUGUUUGAUGAAAGAGCAGCAAACUUUGAAAACCACGCUGCCAGGCUGGGAGCUACAGCAGAAAAAGCAGCUGCAGUCGGAACUGCGAAUAAAACUACUGUGGAGGGCAUUCAAGCAACGGUGAAAUCAGCAAGGGAACUUACCCCACAGGUAGUAUCAGCUGCUCGUAUCCUCCUGAGAAAUCCUGGAAAUCAAGCUGCUUAUGAACAUUUUGAGACGAUGAAAAACCAAUGGAUUGAUAAUGUAGAAAAAAUGACAGGGUUGGUGGAUGAAGCCAUUGAUACUAAAUCUCUGUUGGAUGCAUCGGAAGAGGCUAUUAAGAAAGAUCUUGAUAAAUGUAAAGUUGCCAUGGCCAACAUGCAACCUCAGAUGCUGAUAGCUGGUGCCACCAGCAUUGCUAGACGAGCAAACCGCAUCCUACUGGUAGCGAAACGGGAGGUUGAAAAUUCAGAAGACCCUAAAUUCCGUGAGGCAGUUAAAGCAGCCUCUGAUGAGCUGAGCAAAACUAUAUCACCAAUGGUAAUGGACGCUAAAGCUGUGGCAGGCAACAUUUCUGAUCCUGGUUUGCAGAAGAGUUUCUUGGAUUCUGGAUACAGAAUUCUGGGAGCUGUGGCCAAAGUCAGAGAAGCCUUCCAGCCUCAAGAACCAGAUUUCCCCCCUCCUCCUCCUGACCUUGAGCAGCUUCAUCUGACUGAUGAGCUUGCUCCUCCAAAACCACCGCUUCCAGAGGGUGAGGUUCCCCCACCCAGACCACCACCACCUGAAGAAAAGGACGAAGAGUUCCCAGAGCAGAAGGCAGGAGAAGCUAUUAAUCAGCCCAUGAUGAUGGCUGCUAGGCAGUUGCAUGAUGAAGCCCGGAAAUGGUCUAGCAAGCCUGAUGUGACUGUGAUUAAUGAAGCGGCUGAGGCUGGUGUAGAUGUAGAUGAGGAGGAUGAUGCAGAUGUUGAAUUCACUCUCCCCUCUGACAUUGAAGAUGAUUACGAGCCUGAGCUGCUGUUAAUGCCAACCAAUCAGCCUGUUAACCAGCCCAUUCUGGCUGCUGCUCAGUCUCUACAUCGGGAAGCAACCAAGUGGUCUAGUAAGGGUAACGACAUCAUUGCUGCUGCUAAACGAAUGGCGCUUCUAAUGGCCGAGAUGUCGCGCCUGGUGAGAGGAGGGAGUGGGAACAAGCGUGCCCUUAUUCAGUGUGCAAAGGAUAUUGCUAAGGCCUCGGAUGAAGUCACUCGACUGGCCAAAGAGGUGGCAAAGCAGUGCACCGACAAGCGCAUCAGAACAAACCUCUUGCAGGUCUGUGAGCGAAUCCCAACCAUCAGUACACAACUCAAAAUUCUUUCCACCGUCAAAGCUACCAUGCUGGGCAGAACUAACAUCAGCGAUGAAGAGUCGGAACAGGCAACGGAGAUGUUGGUUCAUAAUGCCCAGAACCUCAUGCAGUCUGUGAAGGAAACUGUGAGAGAAGCUGAAGCCGCAUCCAUUAAGAUAAGAACAGACGCUGGAUUCACUCUUCGCUGGGUCAGAAAGACCCCAUGGUAUCAGUAAACACUUGCCACAUAAGUAUUGUUUUCUGUAACAUAAAAUGCCUUUUUUUGGAAACAGAAGAGAUAUAUUAACAGCAAAAGGUGCUGUAUACAUGAGCUUACGAUUAGCUUAUGCUAAUGGCCCAUUCUAAGGGUAUGAAUUACAUGAGAAUGCAUUUCAAAUGUCUUCGGAACGCAUUUGAUAUCAAACACCUCAAAACUGCUUCCAACAGUAGACAGUUCUUAUCCUUUUUUUUUUUCUUUGAAGAUUCUCUUCAUGAAUUCUGUACUGCAGAAGCACAUUUCAUUUAUGCACUGUAUAUUCCAGUAGUUUCCAUGUAAUGAUAUAAAACAUGGACCUCACUUUAAGCUUGUGUUGAGAGUCUAGGACACUAUUGGUUACCUGGCAGUUUUUUUAGGGACAAUCAUUGAUAUAGAAACACUCAACUUUUCAAUAGGAUUUUAGCUGGCUGUUUUUAAACCAUACAGAAAUGAUGGAAGGUGUGGGGUUUUUAAUUAAAAGGAGGGGGGGGCAUGUCAGCAGAAUAGUUGUAAACUAAUGAUUAAAAUUCCAUCUCCAAAAUGAUAUUUUUUUGCUUUUGAUUUUUGCCUGGCAACAGAACUUUAACAAAAACUGGAGCUGUCUUUGUCACCCUCCUGUCACCCUGUAGGUCGGCAUUCCAGAAUUCUCGUGCUGUACUGACAUGCUUUGCAGUGUAUGUUAGUGGCACACUGUCGACAGCUUGAGUCAGGGCUGGAGACCUUAAAUCACGGAACUCACUCUUUCUUGCUCAAUUCAGUAAUGUAUUGAGAUGAAAAAUCCUGGUUCUCUUAAGCUAGCUGUGUGUCUAGGGCCAGCAAAUGCCCCAUGCUGGCUCUUUCCUUUUGAAAACCGAAUGAGCACAUGCAGUUAUUCUUUUUUUCCUCCUCUUUCCAUCUAAUGUUAUUCCAUCCGCUCAAGAUGGAAAUUAAAAGAUAAAGAUAUUAGAAGAGACCUUUUUCCUCACUGCCCUGGUUUCCAACGACGCAUAAGCUUUUUGAAACCCAGGCACUGCAGGGACACGAAACCCUUUUCAGGCAGUCUGAUGGCUACCAGCAAGAGGUGGUUCCUAAUGCUGAACACACUAGGAUAUUUUUACUGGUUUUCACGUUUGGAGGCUCAAAAUCUUCUUUCGAGUUCUAGUAAUAGUGAAGUCAACAAAGUUACUGUAUCUUUAAAAAAACCUAACAAACCCACAACAAUGAAACGCCACAAAAUCCCCCCACUCUGUUACUAAAAUAGACUUGGGAUGCUUUUAUUCUUCUGUAAUUAAACACGCUGUCAUAGAGAUACAUAUAUAUGUACACACACACAUUAAUUUAAUUGCUCCAUAGUCUCUUUUGGCAUGUGGCGGAAAGGAGAGCGAGUGUGUUAGAAUGAGUCUCCGUGCGUUUGCAAGGAACACUUGCAGGUUCCUGCCCAGAUCAGCACUCGCCUCGCGCUGCCCUCUUAAUCUGCUGGAAAUCGAUGCAGGAUCAAACCACCUUUUAAUCAAAGUGCCCUUGUGGAAGAACUGCUCAGUCUUAACAGCUCGAAGAGACACACCGGACAGUCCGCUCUCCUUUACCUGUCUGCAACAGUUAUUCUACAGUUGGACUUCCUCCCCUCCACCCCCCUUCAUUGCACUGUUAUUCAAAAAGGGAAGUUAAACUAUAUCAUUAUAAUCCAUCUGCCUCAAACUGAUGCUAGCAAAAGAAAGCAUGUGCUCGCCUUUCAUUCACUCCUUGCGCCUGCGUAUUGUGAAAUACGCGGUACUUGGGGUCUUUUCCUCAGUUUUCUCUUCCUGCAGUUACCUGCAAGAGGAAGAGGAAGGAAGGGGUGCCGGAGCCUUAACCUGAAUGUCUCGCAUUUGGUUGGUUUAUACCAGAUCUUUAACAUAAUUGUAAUGUAGUAAUUUCUAUUUAAUAGUAAAUAACACUGAAUAGGUAGGGGUUAUUUUUAAGGGAUUUUCUAAAUAGUCUUCCUAUAUUACUUUUUGAUGCUCCUCACAUUUCUUCCCCCCCCCAGUUCAGGCUUCUCUGUGAGAUUUUGGUUUUUUUUUAGCGUCACUGUUUAGUUGCUUGACUGAUAUUAAUGCAAUAUUACUAAUGCCUUUAAUACAUAAUUGUUUAUGCCAAAGAUCACUUUUUGUUUAUCGAGGAAUGUUUGCAGGAAAGUUAUGAGUCAUGGUUGCCUUUGAUAUUCUUCCAGAAUGUUUGCUAUAAGCUCUUAAACUGUUUUGUAGAAGCUGAAAUACUCGUCCAGCUUAUGCAAUUGCUGCUUUUUUGAACACUAUUGGUCUUCGGACCUGAAAUGCAGCAAAAAUUUGCAAAAGACCAUGAAUGUCACUUAGAAAUGUUUUACCACUAUAAAACUUUGUUUAUAAACCAAAAUGUAUUGUAUAGUCUAAUGUUUUCAACCUUUCUUUGGUUCUGUUAAAACAAUAAAACUGCAUUUGUAUAAACGUCAGCUCGUGAGUGUUAAUGCCAAGGGAGCGGUGGAGAACACUGCAACAACGAGAGGAGCAAAAAGCCGAAGCAGCAGAAAUACUAAAGCCAAAGAACAGUGGUUUCUACAUAUUCUGAACAAAAAAGUGCAAAGUUCCUCAUCAGCAGGAGAUUAAAGCAAGUUGUUUCUGUCUUUCAUGCCCAUAAAAUGAAUAAUUAAGGAACUUAUUGGAAGCUGUGGUCCAGUGGGUGAAAGCAGGAGUUUUUCCAGAGGCCUGAUGGUCGUCUGUUCCUGUAGCACUGAACAAGGUUCUGGAAACUUGAAACGAGAUUUGCCUGAUCCUGUCAAUAAGGGAAGAACUGCUGCUCUGGCCAACACCUCAUUUAUCUGAACUUUACUUCACAAAUUGAAUGGAAGGGCGAUUAGCAUGGAACCACUGUCCUGUUCCUUUCACUUCUUCACAGUAAAAACCUCUUACAAACACUUUUUCUUGAUAAAAACUUCUACCAGCACACAUAAUGUUCCAACUUUGUGGAACCAACAUUUAUUGGUGCUGUAAGGACCAAACACAGUCCCACAGUGCUGGAAGGCAUCUUGGGUUUAGUAAUAAAAGGUAAACUUUGGAUUUCA